GCUAAAUUAUGGUUGCGCGAAAUCGGAAUGUUGGAUUAAUGCAGAGGAGAGUUCGAUUUUCAACACAAAGUUCCCAUCUCCGAAGUUUGGCACGGAGGUUCGCCGAAGAAACAUGGCCGAAGGUGGUGAGGGCACAUGCGUCGGGAAAGAACCAUGGACGGUGUCCGAGACGGAAGACGGCACACAAGCCCAUUGUAUGCACGGAACAGGCCACUGCAAGUGGUUCAACGUGCGAAUGGGCUUUGGAUUUAUAUCGAUGACCAGUCGCGGGGGACAUCCCGUUGAUCCUCCAAUGGAUGUAUUUGUACACCAAAGCAAGCUGCACAUGGAGGGCUUCCGCAGCCUCAAGGAGGGUGAGGCGGUGGAGUUCACCUUCAAGAAGUCCUCCAAGGGCCUGGAGUCUGUCCGGGUGACGGGGCCGGAGGGGGCACCCUGCCUGGGCAGCGAGAGAAGACCCAAAGGGAAGACGGUGCUGCUCAAGAGAAAGCCAAAGGGAGACCGGUGCUACAACUGCGGAGGUCUGGACCACCACGCCAAAGAGUGCAGCCUGCCGCCCCAGCCAAAGAAGUGCCACUACUGCCAGAGCAUGGCGCACAUGGUGGCGCAGUGCCCUCACCGGGCAUCCAUGCCUGCGCCCACCACCACCACCGGUGCCAGCACCACAUCCACCACCACCACCCAGUCUCAGGGACGUACAAGCACUGACCCCCACGCCCCUUCUACCACCGCCACCCGCGUAUCACCUCCCCAGACCGCCUCCGCCUCCUCCUCCACCUCCCCCCAGGAGUCCACCUCCUCCCCCAGCAACAGCAAGUCCUCUAGCUCCCCUGAGGAGGGAGCGCCCAGAGGAGGAGGAGCACAAGGGAGGAGGAGGAGAAGGAGGCGUUGAGAGAGAGAGGGAGGAGGGAGCAUUUCAUUUCCCCUCCACGGGCCAACCAGGAACACCUCAGUCCAGAUAUUUGAUUCAGGCAUACAGUAUAACACAUAAACUGACACAGACAAACACACUAUAUCCACCUUAUAAAACACCUUUUUCACAGGCAUCACGUUGCUCUCGUUGGAUUCACA
Molecule: messenger RNA, 1068 nt
Organism: Engraulis encrasicolus (European anchovy)
Lineage: Eukaryota; Metazoa; Chordata; Actinopteri; Clupeiformes; Engraulidae
Product: protein lin-28 homolog A-like
Exons: 4
Coding region: 113-889 (258 amino acids)
Biological process (GO): pre-miRNA processing
Cellular component (GO): nucleus; cytoplasm
Molecular function (GO): zinc ion binding; mRNA binding
Source: RefSeq, a predicted model, not a curated record